AUGGACAGUACGCGGUCGCCUAUGGAUAACCUCUUUAACAUGCUGUCAGGCUUCAGUGCUGGUCAUGAUUCAGCAGCUGGAUACGGUUUAUACAUUAUACUGAAACCGUUUGUAAAACCUUUGAUUUGGGCCCUAUUAUGUGGCUCUGUCUUAUUUCCUUUCAAAUAUUCAUUAACUACAAUUGUACAGUCAUGGUUUAAAAAAACAGAAAUGUCUCAUACGCCGUUAAUCAUAAAUUUAAUGGUGCUACCUAUACAAAUAAUAGACAGAAUCUCUGACAGUUUAGGAUCAUUUUUAUGGAAACACAUUCGAUACAUUGUUAAUGCAUUUUUACUGGCAACAUUAGCUUUAGGUAUAUAUCAUUAUACACCUACUAUAUUAAGUUGUCUCAUAUGGAGAAUAUGCCUAAUCUUUAAUACAAUAUUUGGAUUUUUUAUAACAACUUGCAACACUUUUAUGAUUGCUUUUGUACUUAUUGGAUAUUUAUCUGUGUUGUAUGUUUAUUGGACACCAAAUAACUCCAUUUGUUUUUGUUAUACCUCAUUUGUUAUAUGGUUCAUGAUUAGUUUAUAUAUUUCUAACAUAUUAGGAGCUUAUCAAAUUAUUAUAUUUAUAACACUACAAAUAUUAUACUUAGUAGGAUUUAUUUAUGAGGUAGCAGUUACUAUGGAAAACCAAGAAUUAGAAGAUAAACACAUGACGUUCAUGGAAGCAGUUUAUUUUGCAUUAACAAAUAGUUUAAGUAUACAUAUGGAACAAGAAUCAUUUUCUCCAUUAGAAAGUAAACAAUCUGUAGAAAAUAUCAACGAAGAAAGUAUAGAUAAUAAGAUAAGCACCAAAGAUCAAGAAACAAAACUUAUUUCUGCUUCAGUAAAAGCAGAUACUAGUUCAAAUAAAAAAUUCUCUAAAAAAUCAAUGUCAUUGGAUACAAAUAAAGCUACAGUGAGCCACAAAUUACAACCUUCUAGUAUCUCUAUGUCAUUACGUGAUCGUUAUCUGUUGAAAAGAUUAAAAACAGAGUUACGGAUGUCUAUAGAUAUAGAUAAUGAUAAGGUUGAUACUGAUAAAUACAUGUAUGGUGCAUUAUAUGGAUGUAUUGGCAUGCUUCUUUGGAAACAUAGAUGGAUGAUAUAUAUUUUAAUUAUUCCUAUAGCUUUUUAUAUUGUUAAGCAACUUAGUAGUUACUUUGGAGUAUGGAAGCUGGUUAAAAAUCAAUACAAUAUUAUUAUACAAAUUAUAAAGACAUGGUGUAUAAACCGACAUCAAGCUCUCUUACCAGCUAAUAUUAGGGGUUUAUAUAAAAUUGGAAUCAUAAUUGAUGAAAAAUUAACAAAAGCAUUAAAAGCUUCAAUUGAUUCUGUAGUAACAAUUGCUGUGAUUUUUGGAUUACUUAUAUUUACUACUUGCACUUCUAUUUUUAUAACAGUACAGGUUUAUGCAGAAGGUAUGCAUCUUAUUCAAAUUACUGGAGAAAUACUUAAUUCAUCUUUAAUAAAUAAUCCAGACAUUGACUGGUUACCUGAACAAUGGGAAGAUUCAGUUAAUAGUGUGUUAGAUAAUGCUUACACAUAUGGAAGAAGUGCUAUUUCUGAUGGAAUCAAAGGUUUGGUAAAAGAUUUAGAUGCUGCAAAAGCUGAUCAAAUGGAAAAGAAAAUUUUAGAACUUUGGGACAGACUUUAUCAAGCAUGGAUGAUGUCUAUGUCUAAUGAAAAUUCUAAUUUAAUUGGGCCUACUGUAGAUAUUACGGCAGCCUAUUCAGCAUGGGAAAGUUUUAAAGAAACUUUUAAAAAAACACCUUUACAAUUAUUUAACAUGAUGAGUAUACAGAACUUUGUAAAAGAAAAUAUUGGAAUUUUUAUGUCAGUAUUGGAUUCUGUUUGGAGUAUAGUUAAGGGAAAUAUGUCUGUGAUACUAAGAAUUCUUACAGAACUAUUUUAUAUUAUACUUAUGAGUGGAUCAGCAGUAUUUAAUUUUACUCUCAGCAUGGUGGUAUUUUUUACAACGCUCUUUUAUCUGCUUAGUUCUAGUGAAAAGAUAUACAAACCUGUUGAAUUAACUACAAUGUUUAGUCCUAUUAGUUGCCAUAGCACUCUGCAUAUGGAGGGAUUUGCCAUAGCACUACAGGAAGCAGUAAUUGGUGUAUUUGCUGCAACAUUUAAACUUGCAUCUUUCUUUGGCAUGUGGACAUGGUUCAUACAUAAUUUAUUUCAAGUAAAAAUAGUUUAUUUACCAUCAACUUUUGCAACAAUACUGGGAGCUGUGCCAUUUUUGGAUGCAUAUUUUGCUUGCAUUCCAACUACUUUGGAACUUUGGUUUACUCGUGGUCCUAUGAUUGCUAUUCUAUUUUUCAUGUGUCAUUUCCUUCCUUGUAAUAUUGUUGUAACUGAAUUUUAUAAAGAAAUUAAAGGUGGUGGACAUCCAUAUCUUACAGGUCUUUCUAUAGCAGGAGGAAUCUUUUGUCUAGGCGUGGAAGGUGCAAUUUUCGGGCCUUUGUUACUGUGCUGUAUAAUGGUAGCAAUUAAUCUAAGUCGCCAUUACUUACAUUCGCCAUCAGAAGAAGUUCUAACUACGUAUACAGAAAUUAAACAUUAAUAGUGCAGAAGUUUUUCAUAACAUGUAUUGUUAAAUAGUUGAAAAAAAAUUAA
Eufriesea mexicana is the source of this 2645-nucleotide messenger RNA. RefSeq names its product transmembrane protein 245. NCBI's taxonomy places the organism in Eukaryota, Metazoa, Arthropoda, Insecta, Hymenoptera, Apidae. The record is from RefSeq and is a predicted model, not a curated record.